This is a messenger RNA of Ceraceosorus bombacis, 1097 nucleotides long. NCBI's taxonomy places the organism in Eukaryota, Fungi, Basidiomycota, Exobasidiomycetes, Ceraceosorales, Ceraceosoraceae. The record is from the annotation of a GenBank genome assembly.
AUGAGGAGGGUGGCAAGUGCUCGGAUCGUCACGCUGAUGAGUGAGUGAGUAGGCGACGCUUGACUUGCUUCAUCUCCCUCAUACCAUCGCUGAGUGGCACAGUUCUUCAUUGCACACAGCCAUCCUUUUCUCUUCACCCUUCAACAACAGCGCACGUUGAUCGACCAUGUCGGACAUCCAAGCACGGUCCAGCCGGAUCCUCUCCCACCUCAACAAGGAUCACAAGGAUUCCUUGCGAGCCAUUGUCGCCAAAGCCGAAGGAUCGGUCAUCUUGCCAUACGACGUCAAGGCCACAUCCAUCGAUGCCAAGGGCUUCACAGCAGAGUAUUACAUCCAUCAAUCGCUCGGCAGCAAGCCUCGUCGUCAAGUCGUAAAGGUGGACUUUCCCAAGCCUUUGGAAAAGGCGGAUGAAGCGAGACACGUCUUUGUCAAGCUCAGUGAUGAGGCAUCUGGGCUCUGGGUGAGUGAAGGGAGGAGCAGCGAGCUGACCAUUGAUGGUAAAAGCGCCUGAAUUUAGUCAAGCUGAGUCGAGGUGCAUGCAGGCUGACUGAGGACCAAGCCUUUGACUACGCACACACAGUACCCAGUCCGAUUCUCCGCUCAUCCUCUGCUACCGGGAGCUGCACUGAUCGCAAGUCUGCUCUACCUAGCAUCCAAAGCCUACGACAUUCCCGCCGCUCAGAUCACCUUUUUGCCCAUCCUGCAAAAGUAUCCAGACGCUCCGGAAAUCGCAGAAAAGAUCUUCAAGACUCUGGCUGGCGUGCACACCGUCGAAGCGGUGCUCAUGCUACUGUACGUGCUCAGAAAGGGCGGCAGUCUUGCUGUUGCUGUGAGUGAUUUCGACAGGCGUUGCUUUUGAGGAUUUGCAUUGACGAUGUAGCUCACCAUUCUGCUCGCGCGAACGAUUUGCAGAUCAAGUGGGCCGUUCAACAACUCUUCGUCGGCUUCCCCAACUUCUUCGGAUUCCAGAGUGAGUUUAGCCAUCAAGUUAAAGGCUUUCAAAUAAAGCAGAGAUGUGCUCAAUGUUCUGACCUGCACCACACCCAGAGAUCAACCCUACUGGCCCGAAGGACAAGAACCCUGCGAAGCUCUUGUAA